Molecule: messenger RNA, 1533 nt
Organism: Spea bombifrons (plains spadefoot toad)
Lineage: Eukaryota; Metazoa; Chordata; Amphibia; Anura; Pelobatidae
Product: E3 SUMO-protein ligase ZBED1-like
Exons: 1
Coding region: 1-1533 (510 amino acids)
Molecular function (GO): protein dimerization activity
Source: RefSeq, a predicted model, not a curated record
AUGGUUGAAGACCAAGGAUUCCAAAGCAUGGUCAGUGUACUAAACCCCGGAUAUACUCUUCCCUCAAGAACUCAUUUCACCAAACUAGUGGAGAGGAAGUACCAAGAGGCAUUUCAGAAUGUGAAGGAUGCCAUCAGCGCUAAUGACUGCAGAAUUGCUUUUACAGCAGAUAUUUGGACAAGUGUAGCUACUGAGGCUUACCUUGGCAUUACAUGCCACUAUAUAGGGGAUGACUGGAAGCUGUCUUCUCUCUGUCUCACUACAAUGCCUGUUGAAGACAGACAUACAGCUGCAAACAUCGCAGAAUGGAUAGAGGAGGUCGCCGCAAAGUUUGAGAUUCCAGAUAAAAAAAUAAUUGCCAUUGUACAUGACAGUGGUGCAAAUAUUGUGGCUGCUGUAAAAAUCCUAGAGGACAAGCAUGGGUGGGCCAGUAUUCGCUGCACUGGCCACACAUUACAGCUGGUGAUCAAUGCUUCGUUAAAGCACUCUGGAAUUCAAAGAGCUGUUGGUGCUGCAAGAGGACUUGUUGAGUAUUUUAAAAAAAGUGAGCUAGCCAGCACUAAGUUAAAGGAAAAACAGAAGCAGAUGGGUACGCCAGAGCACAAACUUCUUCAGGAUGUAAGUACUAGAUGGAAUAGCACUUACUAUAUGGUCGACAGACUUAUUGAACAAAGGUGGCCCGUAACUGCCACUCUGUCUGACCCAUCUGUUACUCAAAGGGGCAAACAUUAUUUGGAGUUAAAGCCAGAACAGUGGAAUCUUCUUGAAGAACUUUCAACCGCACUUAAGCCUUUUGAAUGCGCCACUGUAUUCAUGAGUGGCCAAGAAUAUGUAACUCUAUCUUCCAUGGCUGCACUUGUGAAGGGGCUGUUAAGGUCCAAUGAGGUUGCCUGUUUUGAAUCAUCUCCCCUGAAGAGCUUCCAAGCCACAGUAAAAGACCAGCUUCAAAGCAGAUGGAAGGGGAUCCUUUUUGAAAACAUCCCAAACAUUGUUGUUGUUUCCUCUGCCCUGGAUCCACGAUUUAGGAGACUGAAGUUUUUAACACCAGAGCAAAUUAUAAGUGUACAGGCAAAAGUGCAGACAGAGGCGCUGACUGUAAAAAGGGUGAUGUUGCAGCAGGAAACAACCUCUUCGCCUGUAGCGACAGUUGACGUGCCCUCAACAUCUGCUGCUUCUCUACUUGACUCACUCCUUGAGUCUGGGGGCAGCAGUGAAGAGGAGACUAGAGAGGGGAAACUUGAGGAGGAGGAUAUUCAUACUCAAGUACAAAAUGAGGUCCAGGCUUAUUUUGCAGAGAGGCCCCUUGCCAAGGAGAGAAACCCUUUGAAUUGGUGGAACACCAACCAACAUAAAUAUCCUACCUUGGCAAAACUGGCAAAAUCCUACUUGUGCAUCCCAGGCACCUCCACUCCAUCAGAGCGCCUCUUCUCUGCUGCAGGCAACAUUGCUUGCAAAAAGAGAGCCUGCCUCAGCCCUGAGCAUGUGGACAUGUUGACAUUUUUGCAUUCUAAUGCAAAGUUUCUUGAACAGUAA